AUGGAGAGCGGCGGCCGGGCGGGGCUCCGGCCGGCGGGCGGAGGAGGAGGAGGAGGGGGCGGCUGGCUGCUGGUGGAGGCCCGGCUGCAGGGGGGAGCGCCGUGGGGCUUCACCCUGCAGGGCGGCCUGGAACACGGAGAGCCGCUCAUCAUCUCCAAGGUGGAAGACAGCGGUAAGGCGCAGAGUUUGGAGCAGCCUCUUCUGGUGGGAGACGAGAUCAUCGUCAUCAACGACGUGGAACUGAGCGGAUACCGACAGGAGGCCAUCGCUUUGGUCAAAGGAUCGUACAAGACCCUGAAGCUCACCGUCCGCAGGUACGGAGAUUAUGUGUAA
Messenger RNA from Menidia menidia (Atlantic silverside), 333 nucleotides. The record is from the annotation of a GenBank genome assembly. NCBI's taxonomy places the organism in Eukaryota, Metazoa, Chordata, Actinopteri, Atheriniformes, Atherinopsidae.